AUCACAUGCGAACAACUUACAGCUGUAUCAAUGCGACUGAAGCCCAAAUCUGCAGGUUUGAGCGUCUUGCUGAGACUAUAGGUCGUUGUCGCGAUGACUGAUGGCUGCAGACCAUGUGUUUUUAUCUGGGCUGUGUUACUGCUGCUGCCCUCAGCCGUCAUGGCGUACAGACCAGUGAUUAUAGUUCACGGGCUAUUAGAUGGACCUGCACAGUUUGAGGUGUUGACCAAUUUUAUUAACGAGUCUCAUCCAGGUACCAGUGUGACCACAAUAGCUCUGUAUGACUACACUGCCAGUGUGAAGCCAAUGUGGGAACAGGUAGAAGGAUUUAAAGAAGCCAUCACUCCCAUUAUGGAGAGCGCUGAAGAUGGCGUCCAUCUCAUCUGCUUUUCACAAGGUGGUUUGAUCUGUCGAGGAGUUCUUGCUACCCUUCCUCAUCACAAUGUUCGCUCUCUGGUAUUCCUGUCUUCACCACUAGCUGGCCAGUAUGGAGAUUCAAAUUAUUUUAAACACUUUUUCCCUAUAUUCAUCAAGUCAAGACUGUACCAUGUUUGUUAUACUUCAUUUGGACAAAAAAUAUCCAUCUGCAACUACUGGAAUGAUCCACAUCAAAGAGAGAGAUACUUGAAGACCAGCGUCUUUCUGGCCCCGCUGAAUGGUGAAGUAAACCAUGAUAACUCAACAGAGUGGCGCAACCAUUUUCUACACAUAGAGAAGCUGGUUUUGAUCGGUGGACCAGAUGAUGGCGUAAUUACACCAUGGCAGUCAAGCAUGUUUGGGUUUUACGACAGUGACGAAACGGUGAUCGAUAUGGAAUAUCAGGAUUAUUAUGCAAGUGAUGCCUUUGGCCUGAAAACACUGAACUCAGAAGGUGCCGUGGAGAAGUGUGUCAUCUCUGGUGUUAAACAUACGUCCUGGCAUUCAGACUACAAUGUCUACCAGAAGUGCAUAGAGAAGUGGCUCACAUAAUCUACAGAAAAAAAUAAAAUAAAAUCAUUUCUUAAGCACAA
This is a messenger RNA of Danio aesculapii, 1010 nucleotides long. RefSeq names its product lysosomal thioesterase PPT2-like. Gene Ontology annotation, cellular component: lysosome. The coding region runs from base 94 to 969 and encodes 291 amino acids. The record is from RefSeq and is a predicted model, not a curated record. Lineage: Eukaryota; Metazoa; Chordata; Actinopteri; Cypriniformes; Danionidae. The transcript has 9 exons. Gene Ontology annotation, molecular function: thiolester hydrolase activity; palmitoyl hydrolase activity.